UCAGUCAUAUGUGAAGUCUUAUUUUCAGAAAUGUUAAGAUUUGUGAGAAACUGGAAAGCUCUCUUCUUACUGAGUUUACUAUACGUAGGAUGUGGAGAUGCAGUCUGCACAAGUCGCCGAUGUCUGGCUGAAAUGUUGAUCGAAAAAGGCCUUCUAUCACAGCCACAGACUGAGAACUGCACCCAUGUGAUCAAAGUGCCAUUCAUUGAGUACCAGACUCUGGCAGUUGACACAAAGAAUCUGCGCCUCAUCAGUCGUCUGCAAGCCCGCAUUGUACGUUUGCAGAUAUUUACAGAUGGAUACAAAAUAAAUAAAUGUUUUAACCACAUUCAAUUUGAUUUGAAACGACAGGAAUGGUUGGAUCCUGAGUUGAAAUGGAACACUGCAGAUUACGAUUAUAAAGACGUGGUCCUGCCAAUUGAAAAAGUCUGGACCCCAGAGAUCCUUGUAACAAAUGGAAUAGUAUCAACUAUGAAUCACAACUCCAAGGAUCUGCUGGUACUGAGUGAUGGCACACUGAGGCACUCUGUGGUCAUAAACGCAGAGGUGAACUGUGAAGUCAACCUCUUCAACUAUCCAUUCGCUUUUGAUUCUUGUCCAGUCGCCGUACAAUCGUGGUCCGAUACCGGUUGUGGUUCUAAACUGGUAAUAACGAAAGUUCAUAGUCCUGAUGGUAGCCAGGGAGAUUGGCAAACUGAAUCUGUGGAACUUCAGAAUAAAAGUGAUAGCCGUCAAUACAUCCUGGUGAAUUUAAGAAUCAAACCUACCAACCCCUUUGUAACAUUACUGAUGCCCAGUAUUCUGAUCCUCUUGGCUGAUAUGGUCAGCUUCGCUCUGCCGCUGGGAGGUGGUGAACGCAACUGUUUCAAGGUCACGCUGGUGCUCAGCUUCACCGUGUUCCUCAACAUCCUCAACGAUAUACUUCCUGGAGACAGCUCUUGCAGCCCCAUCAUCCGAACCCACUUCUGCAUUUGUCUGGUGCUCCUGGUGUUUAGCAUGCUGGUAUCCCUAGUGCUGACACGCUUGGCCAAAGACGGUAGUCUCAUAUUCUGCUGCGGCUCCAAAGGGACAGUCCCCGACAACACAGAAGUCAAAGCUGAAGUUAGUGUGGUUCAGAUUAGCAGCCCAGAGGAGGAUGGUGGAAUGCUGAAAAGGGUGGUCAACUUCCUGGAGGCUAUUGACGCAGACACACUGAAAAAGGACAGAGAUUUGAAGUUUGCCAACAAUUUGGACAAGAUAUUUUUCUGGUUCUAUUCAAUAGGCGGAACUAUAUACUUUAUUGCCAUGAUAAUUGUUAUGGUACAGUAUAGAUGUGUGGUUAACCAUUUUGAAUUCUGGUAUUAAUAAAAUGCAUGCUGAUACUAUAACAAACAGCUUAACUGAGCGCACAAAGUUCAGGAUAUAAAGGCAACGAUUGAUGCCAAUCUCAGCUUACAUUUAUAAAACUUGUUUAGCUCACAAAGUCAAAUA
Molecule: messenger RNA, 1470 nt
Organism: Gymnodraco acuticeps
Lineage: Eukaryota; Metazoa; Chordata; Actinopteri; Perciformes; Bathydraconidae
Product: 5-hydroxytryptamine receptor 3A-like
Exons: 8
Coding region: 31-1344 (437 amino acids)
Biological process (GO): signal transduction; regulation of membrane potential; nervous system process
Cellular component (GO): neuron projection; synapse; membrane
Molecular function (GO): transmembrane signaling receptor activity; neurotransmitter receptor activity; extracellular ligand-gated monoatomic ion channel activity
Source: RefSeq, a predicted model, not a curated record